AUGGUCCGGAUUCAUAAUACAGGCAAUGCCACUGAAGAGUACAACACAGUCCUUAAAGAAGUGAAGAACGCUUUGAAUGAGGCUGCAGACUGUGACGAGAGUGAUCCAGAUAAAAACUGUACAACGCUGGACAUCGAUGUGAAUUCAACCGUGGUCAGAAAAGAAGAGUUUGAUCCAGAGGUUCUACACGUACCACAACACUCUGCUACGGGGAUCGUGUGCGUCUCUGUGUGCGACAGCCGACACCAGAACCACUACACCUGCCAGCCGGGCCACUGCAGCCUGGCUGCCUCCGGACCCGCCUGCUUCUGCCCGAUCUCAGACUCGCACUGGUUUCUGGGAAGCCACUGUCAGAAUAAGAUCUCCAAAGCCGGGGUCUACGCUGGGGUGAGCCUGACCACCAUCGUGCUGCUGGCUGCUGUGAUAGGACUCCUCAUCUACCAGCUCAGGACCAAGAGACUAACAGAACAGAGGUGAGAACUGAGGACACAGAGGGACUG
Molecule: messenger RNA, 500 nt
Organism: Acipenser ruthenus (sterlet)
Lineage: Eukaryota; Metazoa; Chordata; Actinopteri; Acipenseriformes; Acipenseridae
Product: mucin-3B-like
Exons: 4
Coding region: 1-477 (158 amino acids)
Source: RefSeq, a predicted model, not a curated record